AUGUUCUGCAAGCGUGUCGCCCUUGGCCUCUUGGCCGCCGCUGCCGCGGUUUCCGCCUCCGAUGUCACCCAGCUGAAGAAGGAUGACUUCAACGACUUCAUCAAGUCCAACGACCUCGUCCUUGCCGAGUUCUUCGCUCCCUGGUGCGGCCACUGCAAGGCCCUCGCCCCCGAGUACGAGGAGGCUGCCACCUCCCUCAAGGAGAAGAACAUCAAGCUCGUCAAGGUCGACUGCACUGAGGAGGCCGACCUCUGCCAGGAGUACGGCGUUGAGGGUUACCCCACCCUCAAGGUCUUCCGUGGCCCUGAGAGCGUCUCUCCCUACUCCGGCCAGCGCAAGGCUGCUGCCAUCACCUCGUACAUGGUGAAGCAGUCCCUGCCUGCCGUCUCCAUCCUGUCCAAGGACACCCUUGAGGACUUCAAGACCGCCGACAAGGUCGUCCUCGUCGCCUACAUCGACGCCUCUGACAAGUCCUCCAACGAGACCUUCACUGCGGUCGCUGAGAAGCUCCGCGACACCUACCUCUUCGGUGGCGUCAACGAUGCCGCUGUUGCCGAGGCUGAGGGUGUCAAGACCCCCGCCAUUGUCCUCUACAAGUCUUUCGACGAGGGCAAGGCCACCUUCACUGAGAAGUUCGACGCCGAGGCGAUUGAGAGCUUCGCCCAGACCGCCGCUACCCCCUGGUAG
Molecule: messenger RNA, 687 nt
Organism: Colletotrichum spaethianum
Lineage: Eukaryota; Fungi; Ascomycota; Sordariomycetes; Glomerellales; Glomerellaceae
Product: protein disulfide-isomerase
Exons: 2
Coding region: 1-687 (228 amino acids)
Biological process (GO): protein folding; response to endoplasmic reticulum stress
Cellular component (GO): endoplasmic reticulum
Molecular function (GO): protein disulfide isomerase activity
Source: RefSeq, a predicted model, not a curated record